This is a messenger RNA of Triplophysa dalaica, 8825 nucleotides long. It is a transcript of the gene col5a1, whose product is annotated as procollagen, type V, alpha 1. The record is from RefSeq and is a predicted model, not a curated record. Gene Ontology annotation, molecular function: extracellular matrix structural constituent. The transcript is spliced from 66 exons. The coding region runs from base 319 to 6501 and encodes 2060 amino acids. NCBI's taxonomy places the organism in Eukaryota, Metazoa, Chordata, Actinopteri, Cypriniformes, Nemacheilidae.
GACGGGGGCAUCGCCGCAGCUGGAGAGAGAGUGAGAGAGAGAGAGAAGCAGCGCACCGAAGGGAAAGAAUAGUCGGGAAAGACUGGAGAGAGGGUGCCCCAUCCAUCUAUCCCUUCAUUUAUCCCUCCAUCCUCAGAAUUUACCCGCAGGACUUGAUUCACUUAUGGCUGCAUGAGAAGCUCUGUCCCUCCACGUUCCUCUCUCUCGCUUCCUUUCCGUGGGACUUUUGAGUUACUGCUUGUGUCCUGAUAGACAGCGCUUGUCAUAGCCAAAGUACAAUCGAGCUCGAGCGAUCCACGCGCGGCGGGACGGGUGGUCAUGGAUACACCUAUCAGAUGGAAAGUAAAGAGGAGGCUUAAGGAGAUGCGGCUGUCGAUACUGAUAGCGUUUCUGAUGUUUGUCACCUCCGGAGCCAGCGCAGCUCAACCAGCCGAUCUCCUAAAGAUUUUAGAUUUUAAGAGUUUGCCAGAGGGUGUAACGAAAACUACAGGCUUCUGCGCACAUAGGAAGUCAUCGAAAGGGCCCGAUGUCGCCUACAGAGUCCAGAAAGAAGCACAGCUCAGCGCACCAACUAUACAACUUUAUCCCUCAUCCGUUUUCCCUGAGGACUUCUCUAUCCUGGCGACGGUGAAGCCAAAGAGGGGCAGUCAGUCCUUCUUGCUGUCGGUUUAUAAUGAGCAAGGCAUCCAGCAGCUCGGACUGGAGAUGGGCCGCUCACCGGUCUUUCUGUACGAGGAUCACAUGGGUAAACCGGGCCCAGAGGACUACCCACUCUUCAGAGGGAUUAACCUGGCCGACGGAAAGUGGCAUCGUGUGGCGAUCAGCAUUCACAAACAGAGCAUCACUCUUAUUUUGGACUGUAAGAAAAAGAUCACACGGACAUUAGCCAGAGGCCCUCACCCCAUCAUCGACACCAAAGGGAUCAUGGUCUUUGGAACGCGUAUCCUGGACGAGGAGGUGUUUGAGGGUGACAUCCAGCAGCUGAUGAUUGUAGCGGACCACCGGGCUGCUUUUGACUACUGUGAGCACUACAGCCCUGACUGUGAGGUUCCUGCCCCAGAACAGCCCCAGAACCAAGACCCAAACACUGAUGAAUAUAACACAGAGGAGGACAACUACUAUUAUGAAUAUCCAUACUAUGAGGACCCGAAUGGGGAAAGGACAGAAGAAACGACGACAACCGAAGAAGUGACUGGAACUGAAACAGAAGACCUGACGGUGUCUGUUCCAGAUAGCAGUCGUGUGAUUACCCCGGUUAUCACUGGAAGUUCACCAAGAGGAGGAAGUUCAGGUAGUUCCUCUUCGUCCUCCUCUUCGUCUUCCUCCUCAUCUUCAUCCUCCUCAUCUGCAUCCUCUGGCUCCACCACGACAACCGGUGAGGACCCAUACGAUGGUUAUGAUGGGUACGAGACGGGAUACGACACAGAUUAUGACGAGUCAACCUCCCAGCCCGACAGCUCUCGGACCAUCAUAAGCACUAGUACAGAUACAGCAGGAGAAGUUGAUGUCGGACUGGGCAGCGAGGUGGAUCUGGGACUGGCAGAAGAACUGGACAGACGCAUCAUCACGUCUGCAGGAGGAGGAAGUGGGAGAGUUGACACAAGCGUCACUAUUACACGAAACGGAAUUUCAAGUUCUGGAUCCGGUUCCAGUGGCAGUGCUGGAUCCAGUUCCAGUGGCAGUACAGGAUCCAGUUCCAGUGGCAGUACAGGAUCCAGUUCCAGUGGCAGUACAGGAUCCAGUUCCAGUAGCAGUACAGGAUCCAGUUCCAGUGGCAGUACAGGAUCCAGUUCCAGUGGCAGUACAGGAUCCAGUUCCAGUGGCAGUACAGGAUCCAGUUCCAGUGGCAGUACAGGAUCCAGUUCCAGUGGCAGUACCGGAUCCAGUUCCAGCUCUUCUUCUACCUCGGCUGGUGGUUAUGAUGAUAAUUACGGUGAGGGUUAUGAUCUGACCUAUGGAGAGGGUUACGGCGAAGGAUAUGGAGAUUACACCGAGGGAGGAGGCGGCAGCAGCAGCAGCACCUCUGUUUCCGUCGGAGGCGGUUCUGUGUCUGUUGGAGGUGGAUCUGUUUCUUCCAGUGGAUCAGUAGCAGGGGGCGGGUCCACCAGUGCCGGCGCCAGCGCGGGGGCGGGGUCUGUUGCCACGGGAGCUGGACAAGGAGGAAUCGGUGGAGAGUCCGUCGACAUCGACAAGUUCGAGGAGGAGUCCAUCACGGAUUUCACUGACUCAGAGCUGGAGAAGAUAUACGACUAUGACAACUUGUACACCGAUGGCGAAAAAGCGCUUCCCGCGGAGACCGAUGAGUCCUACGGCCAGGUGGAUGGACUGAGAGGAGAGAAAGGCCAGAAGGGAGAGCCUGCUAUCAUCGAGCCUGGGAUGCUGGUCGAAGGACCACCUGGUCCAGAGGGUCCCACGGGUCUCCCUGGUCCUCCAGGUUCGUCUGGACCCCCGGGAGGCUCCGGAGAGCCUGGUGAGAGGGGUCUUCCUGGUCGAUCUGGUCUACCUGGUGCUGAUGGUCUUCCAGGACCUCCAGGGACUGUUCUGAUGUUGCCUUUCCGCAUGAGUUCCGGAGGAGACUCGAAGGGUCCUGCUGCUUCUGCUCAAGAGGCUCAAAUGCAAGCCAUCAUGCAGCAGGCCAGGCUGGCAAUGAGAGGUCCAACCGGACCAAUGGGAUUGACGGGCCGUUCCGGUCCUCUGGGUCCUCCUGGUGUGGCUGGACUGAAAGGAGAGUCUGGAGAGGCAGGACCUCAGGGUACCCGUGGUCCAACGGGAUCCCUAGGUCCACCUGGAAAGCCAGGUAGAAGGGGUCGAUCCGGAUCAGAUGGAGCCAGAGGAAUGCCCGGACAGACCGGACCGAAGGGUGACAGAGGAUUCGACGGUCUAGCUGGUUUGCCCGGUGAAAAGGGCCACAGGGGUGAGUCUGGCCCUCAAGGACCACCAGGACCUUCAGGAGAGGAUGGAGAAAGAGGCGAUGAUGGCGAGGUCGGACCCAGGGGUCUCCCUGGAGAGUCGGGUCCUCGUGGUUUGCUGGGCCCCAAAGGACCCCAGGGACCCCCAGGAGUUCCUGGUGUGACUGGAAUGGACGGUCAUCCAGGACCUAAAGGAAACAUUGGACCUCAAGGUGAGCCCGGCCCACCUGGACAGCAAGGCAAUCCCGGAGCUCAGGGACUUUCAGGUCCUCAGGGAGCAAUUGGACCUCCAGGAGAGAAGGGCCCCACUGGAAAGCCGGGUUUAGCGGGAAUGCCAGGAGCCGACGGACCUCCGGGUCACCCUGGAAAAGAAGGGCCUUCCGGAGAGAAAGGACACUUGGGACCAAUUGGUUCUCAGGGCCCGAUUGGGUAUCCUGGAUCUAGAGGUGUAAAGGGUGCUGAUGGAGUCCGUGGGCUGAAAGGACACAAGGGUGACAAGGGAGAAGAUGGUUUUCCUGGAUUUAAGGGAGAUAUGGGCAUCAAAGGAGAUCGGGGAGAACUUGGACCUGCUGGGCCCAGAGGUGAGGAUGGACCGGAAGGACCCAAAGGAAGAGGCGGUCUCCCUGGAGACCCCGGACCCCUCGGGUCGUCAGGAGAGAAGGGUAAGCUUGGUGUGCCAGGGUUGCCCGGUUAUCCAGGAAGACAAGGCCCCAAGGGUUCUCAGGGAUUCCAGGGAUUCCAAGGAACCAGUGGAGAGAAAGGCACAAGGGGGACACCAGGUAAGCCGGGACCCCGGGGACAGAGAGGACCUACGGGACCUCGAGGAGAAAGAGGCCCGAGGGGACCUACAGGAAAAGCAGGACCAAAGGGCAACUCAGGAAGCGAUGGCCCCCCAGGACCACCCGGUGAACGGGGUCUGAUGGGACCGCAGGGACCUACUGGAUUCCCCGGACCCAAGGGUCCACCUGGACCUCCCGGAAAGGAUGGGCUCCCCGGACACCCCGGCCAGAGAGGAGAAACUGGUUUCCAAGGCAAAACUGGACCACCCGGACCCCCAGGUGUUGUCGGACCUCAGGGACCAACUGGUGAGACAGGACCAAUGGGAGAGCGAGGCCACCCUGGACCCCCAGGACCACCCGGUGAACAGGGUCUACCUGGACCUGCAGGCAAAGAGGGAGCGAAGGGAGAUCCAGGUCCGGCAGGUCCAACGGGUAAGGACGGACCUCCAGGGCUACGAGGAUUCCCAGGCGAGCGAGGUUUACCAGGUCCCAUGGGAUCAGCAGGUUUGAAGGGAGGUGAAGGACCCCCUGGUCCUCCCGGACCUGCUGGUUCUCCUGGUGAACGUGGUCCGGCUGGCCCAGCUGGUCCCACUGGCCUGCAUGGCCGACCUGGACCGCAGGGACCCCCAGGCCCCGCUGGAGAGAAAGGUGGACCUGGUGAGAAAGGACCUCAAGGCCCAGCUGGUAGAGAUGGUAUUCAGGGACCCGUGGGACUUCCGGGUCCGGCUGGACCCAUCGGAUCUCCGGGAGAAGAUGGUGAUAAGGGAGAGAUCGGAGAACCAGGACAGAAGGGAAGCAAAGGUGACAAGGGCGAGCAGGGUCCUCCGGGGCCAACCGGUCCUCAGGGGCCUGUGGGUCAGCCCGGUCCUUCUGGUGCAGAUGGAGAGCCCGGUCCCAGAGGUCAACAAGGUCUGUUUGGGCAAAAGGGAGAUGAGGGUGCACGAGGUUUCCCGGGACCACCCGGACCCGUCGGCCUUCAGGGUUUGCCUGGACCCUCCGGUGAGAAAGGAGAGACCGGUGAUGUCGGUCAAAUGGGUCCCCCUGGCCCACCCGGUCCCAGAGGCCCCUCAGGACCCCCAGGAGCUGACGGACCACAGGGUCCUCCGGGAGGUAUUGGAAACCCAGGAGCGGUGGGAGAGAAGGGUGACUCUGGUGAGGCAGGAGAACCGGGUACACAGGGAGACAUUGGCCCGCCGGGUCCAAGAGGUGAAAGAGGAGAGAAGGGAGAAGGUGGACCUGCAGGUUCUGCUGGCCCCCCUGGUCCAAAAGGACCACCUGGAGAUGACGGUCCUAAAGGAAGUCCUGGUCCGAGUGGUUUCCCCGGUGAUCCUGGUCCUCCUGGAGAGCCUGGGCCUUCUGGUUUGGAUGGUGCUCCUGGUGACAAGGGAGAUGACGGAGAGGCUGGUCAGGCUGGUUCUCCUGGACCAACUGGUGAAACUGGCCCCACCGGUCCUCCAGGAAAGAGAGGACCUCAUGGACCUGCUGGACCUGAAGGAAGACUGGGAGAGAAGGGCGCCAAGGGUGAAUCUGGUCUGGAGGGUCCCGCUGGUAAGACGGGUCCGGUUGGACCUCAGGGAGCCCCUGGAAAGCCUGGUCCUGAUGGUCUGAGAGGAGUUCCUGGUCCAGUGGGAGAGCAAGGACUGCCUGGUUCUCCCGGACCCGAUGGACCCCCUGGACCAAUGGGUCCUCCUGGUUUACCUGGCUUGAAGGGAGAUACUGGUGUUAAAGGUGAAAAGGGUCACCCUGGUCUGAUCGGACUGAUCGGACCUCCAGGAGAACAGGGUGAGAAGGGCGACCGGGGACUGCCGGGUCCACAGGGCACUUCAGGACUUAAAGGAGACACUGGCAUCGCAGGACCCUCUGGACCGCUCGGACCGAUUGGACCUCCUGGACUGCCGGGUCCUUCCGGCCCCAAAGGUGCUAAGGGAUCAUCUGGUCAGACUGGUCCGAAGGGAGAAGCUGGACACCCUGGAACUCCUGGACCUCCGGGUCCACCUGGUGAUGUCAUCCACCCCCUGCCUAUGCAUUCCAGCCCGAAACGGGCAAAGAGGAACAUCGAUGCCAGCCAGAUGAUGGACGACGCUGCAGAUGCCAACUACAAAGACUACGAGGAUGGCAUGGAGGAGAUCUUCGGCUCUCUGAACUCUCUCAAACUUGAGAUCGAACAGAUGAAGCACCCGCUUGGCACGCAGAGUAACCCCGCCCGCACCUGCAAAGACCUACAGCUGUGCCACCCAGAUUUCCCAGAUGGUGAAUACUGGAUCGAUCCAAACCAGGGCUGUUCCAGGGACUCUUUCAAAGUCUACUGUAAUUUCACAGCUGGUGGGGAGAGCUGCAUAUUUCCCGAUAAAAAGAGUGAAGGGAGCAAAAUGGCUCGCUGGCCCAAAGACAGUCCAGGCACAUGGUAUAGUCGCUACAAGAGAGGGUCAAUGCUCUCAUACGUGGACGCGGAGGGAAAUCCCAUCGGUGUCGUCCAGAUGACGUUCCUGCGUUUGCUGAGCGCGACGGCACGGCAGAACCUCACCUACAACUGCCAUCAGUCUGUGGCUUGGUACGACCAGAACCAGGACUCUUACGAUAAAGCCAUCCGCUUCCUGGGCUCCAAUGAUGAAGAGAUGUCAUACGACAACAACCCGUACAUCAGAGUUGCUGUCGACGGCUGUGCGUUGAAAAAGGGCUAUGAAAAGACUAUUCUUGAGAUCAACUCACCUAAAGUGGAACAGGUGCCGUUUGUUGACAUUAUGUUCAACGAUUUUGGUGGAGCGACGCAGAAGUUCGGCUUCGAGGUCGGACCGGCCUGUUUCAUCGGCUAAGACUGCUCACCGAGCGCACACGAAACAUAUUCAUUUCCUCUGAAACAAAACACGAGAAAGAAAUAGGACGACAUAUUUGUAAAGUUUUGUGUUUCCAAAGCAAACCCAAGAGAAAUUUGAAGAAUGGAUGUCUAAACAAUGGGUUAGUAAAAAAGAGCAAGCUUUAUAACCUCAGCGUACCCUUUUCAUCACAUGCAAGUUUUGAAACUGGAUGAGGUCAUCGCUCGUGUUUCUCCAAGCCCCGCCCACUUUACGCCUGUCCGACUCUUCACCCCGCCCCCGUGAUGCCCCUCCCACAGGCUGUAUAGACAGACUCCUCAUGUAACGCUCGGUGUUUCUCAGACGAGAAGUUCUGUUUGUUCGUUUGUUUACUUGGGUUUUAUGUUGUUCCCCCUUUCACUUUUUUGUGCAUACUUGUCUUCCAUUCCCAUGAAUGGUGAUUAUAUAUAUAAAUAUAUAUAAAUAUUUUUUCUAUGUUUGUAAGUACUUUCUGUAUAUUUUUUCUGGUGAAGUGAUUUUUUGGCUCUGGCUUCAAAACAUGCAUGUGAACCCAUUGAGUGAUAAGGACAGAGCUGCGGGUUAUUGAAAAAGUAAAAACCAAAUAUGAAAUAUCUGAACCCUCCCAUCUCAAAUAAAUCCUGAAGGUCUUUCCCCCGAGUCUGAAGAAAACAACAAAAUAAAGGAAAUUAUUAAAAAAGAAAAAACAACAAAACGAUGUUUCAUUGUAGAUGUCUUUGGUAAUUUAAACACUAAAAUGACAAUAAAAGUAAAAAUGUGCUAACUUCACCGAGAUCGAGACUCAUGUGCGAGAGGCGAGUCCGAUCACACACACACAUUAGUAAUGAGAGACCGACAUUGGUAAACUAGGUGCUAUUUCCUUCUGUCUGUGGUGCUACAAAUAUAUACCAUUCCUGUUUUGUGUUUGUUUUGAUUGAAAAUGGCUCUGCGGCGACACCCAAACAAUUCCACGUCUUGUGUCAAAGUGUCUGGCGGUUGGUUCGAGGUGGGGGAGUAUUUUUAUGCAUGUGGUAAAAUCAUAGUCAGUCACAGAUGAAAACAUGUUUCCUUCCGUUCUCGUCUCUUUUCGAAAACUGACAUUGUAAUUACUUUUAUACUUGAGGUGUGUCUUAUGUACUUCUGGUCCUCCAAAGCGUUUGGUUUGUACUUCACAUUGCAGCGUUCGUAUUACCGUUUACAGUAACAAUCAUAAAACACGAUGGUAUCUUAUGUACAACAUAUAAAUGGGCCCUGACAUGUAAAGUGUGACCAUAGUUUGGAUGCAACACAACUGAGAGCUUGAAUUUAUUUUGUGUAACAUUUCCUGUGUGGAAAUCAGUGCAAUGGAACAGCUUUCACCUCAAACUUUUAUCAUACAAAAACUUUAAACGGCUCAAAUCGCUCUGGAAUAUUGGCUUGGGACCUUUCGUGUUUCUGAAGGGUUCUGUGAACAUCUUAAUCGAGGAUCUCUCUUACCAAACGCUUAUGCAAGUGAAUCGUUUAUUCAUUUUUCUGCCAAUUUCAGCUUUUCUUCCAAAGAUAUUUCUCAGUUUUAAUUUAAGACACUUGAAUACCAAACAGAGUAUUUCCUGCACUAAUGCUUUGAGUAUGUCGUCCAUCACACAUUUCUGAUAGGUACUAUUGCGUCGCAUUGAUGCACGCGUAUUCCUUCACAGAAUUUUGGGGAUUUGUUUAAAUUGAAUAGAGCCAUCAUGUUAUUCAUCUAAUGCUAUUCUGCAUCUUUUGCCACUAGAAGUUUCCUUCACGCGCUCUUAUUCUAGCUUUUGACCACUAGACCUGCUACUGCAAAAUCUUGCUCUUCGAUUGUUAAAUAUGACUUGAACUAUUUCUUUAAAGACGAUUGGAAAUACAGACAAGUUUUUGUCAAUGCAAAAUAUUGGAAAAAAUCUGUACAUUUCAAAACCAGCAGUAAUGCUGCCAAUAAAGUUGAUUCUGUUUUGUUUUUGUCGUUGUAAUGUUCGUUUUUUUGUUUUGAGUUCCUGUCAAACCUGUGUACGAGCAGAUAGAAGAGAUAACGGUUUUGUGUCAAUAAAUUCAAGAUUUCUGUGUCCACCCACCCUUGUAUGUCUUUUGAAGCAUUAAAACUUUUCUGUAUGCAUGAAAUAGUUAAGCUUAUUCUCUUGAUGUUUUUUGUCCCGCAACUUUGAUUUGAUUCCAGCCACAUUCUGAUCUAGUGAUCGAUGAAAUCAGGCCUGUCCUUCAUUGUGAAACGGAGCGAGAGCGAAGAUUGUUGUAAAGCUCUACUAAAGCCCAUGUUCCUUUGUAGUAUAUUUAUUGUAUUAUUUAAAAAUAAAUGUUAAUUGAUA